Messenger RNA from Gadus morhua (Atlantic cod), 1002 nucleotides. RefSeq names its product mediator complex subunit 8 (gene med8). Gene Ontology annotation, biological process: regulation of transcription by RNA polymerase II. Gene Ontology annotation, molecular function: transcription coregulator activity; RNA polymerase II cis-regulatory region sequence-specific DNA binding. Lineage: Eukaryota; Metazoa; Chordata; Actinopteri; Gadiformes; Gadidae. Gene Ontology annotation, cellular component: mediator complex; core mediator complex. The record is from RefSeq and is a predicted model, not a curated record. The coding region runs from base 103 to 861 and encodes 252 amino acids. The transcript is spliced from 7 exons.
GAAAAUCCUCAACCGGAUGUAGACCGGUACUUACAGGAAGCAAAGCAAUAAAUCCGUGUCUCGUAUGACUGCUGAAAUUUUGUUUUGGUGUCGUUUUUAAAAAUGCAGCAGCGAGAGGAGAAGCAACUGGAGGCGUCCGUGGAUCUGCUGAUUUCUCGUGUCGCACAUCUCAAAAACGCUCUCCACAACUUCAUCUACAAGUUGGAAAAUGAAUUUGAGAGACUGGCAUGGCCGUCUGUGCUGGACAACUUCGCUCUAGUCUCCGGGCAGCUGAACACCAUCAACAAGCUGCUCAGGAACGAGAAGACGCCCUCGUUUCGUAACCAGGUCAUCAUCCCGCUGGAGCUGUCUCCUGACCGCGACGAUGAGCUGGCUAAACUAACAGAGCAGCGGGUGCCGGUGUUCAGUCAUGAGAUCGUCCCGGACCACCUGCGGACUAAGCCGGACCCGGAGGUGGAGGAGAUGGAGAAGCAGCUCAGUGCUGAGGCAGCUCGGCUCGGCCCAGAGGCGGCCCAGAAACAGAUUCAGACCCUCAACAAGCUGUGCUCCAAUCUGCUGGAAAAGCUGAACAACCCGCGGGAAGACCGUGACCCAGAGAGUUCAGCGAUUCGCCAGAGCAAGCCCUCUUUCAACCCUGCCGACACCCUGGCGUUGGUGGGCGCCGUGGCGUUCGGGAAGGGCCUCUCAAAGUGCCGCCCCCCGGGCCCAGGAGCCCCUGGACAGGGACCCAUGAUGGGUGGAGGCCCCACCCUGCAGCAGGUCACCAUCGGUGGGGCGUCAGGACAACCAGGGAAGAUGCCAAGCAGCAUAAAGACCAACAUCAAGUCAGCCUCCGGCUCUAUGCAUCCAUACAACCGCUGAGAAGCUAUUUUUCAACGACUCCUUACAACUAUUCACUCAUAGUUACUCUGCUUCCUGUACCCUACCAAAAAAAGGAAUAUCAAUAUUGUUUCUUUUUAUAUGCCUGAUUUUUCUGUUGCAUAAUAAAUAUUUACAUCCAAA